AUGUCCCGUAACCGACCCCUCGCUAAACUUCUUUCUUAUCGCAACAAUCUCAUGCUGGUGAAGCGAUGUGGUCACGUAGUUCAGUUUUGUGGUAAUUCAAGCCUCUCAGGUCACAGUGUGCACGAAUUUCCGAAACACACAGCUGUUAGACGUCAGUGGAUCCGUUUUGUACAGACCAAAAGAGCGAACUUUCAUCCGCCGCACGAGAAAUCACAAGCUGUGAUAUGUGGUAGCCAUUUGACACCAGACAGUUUUGAAGGAGCUUUGAUGGUGGAAUUAGGCUACAAGACCAAAAAAACGCUUAAGUUAGAUGCUGUACCCACCAUAAACCCUGAAAAACCGGCCGAAACUCCAAAAGCAUCAGGCGCAAAGAGAUCCAGAUCUGCUGCAUGUUCUGGCAACGACUGCCAGCAAUGUUGA
Molecule: messenger RNA, 420 nt
Organism: Notothenia coriiceps (black rockcod)
Lineage: Eukaryota; Metazoa; Chordata; Actinopteri; Perciformes; Nototheniidae
Source: RefSeq, a predicted model, not a curated record